AUGCUGCUCAACGCCUCUCACAAACUCAGCUUCAGCGGCCUGCCCCCAGACCUGCUCGACGCCUAUGUACGGUACAAGAAAAGCACGCGUGCUCUUCUGACCUGGUUCCUUCAGUACAGCCCAAUGCCCGACAAGCCCGUCAAGAGCUUGACCAUCAGGGACCUGGAGACUCUGGCUCGCGCGGCGUCCAAGAAAAUACGUGCUCUGCCCGACGUGGUGCACUUUUACUUCCGCGAAACCAUUUCAGAGCGCAAGAAAUUCAGCAAAUACUACCGCGCCCAGGUGGCUGAAUCCGCCGACGAUGUCGAGACAAUCAAUCACGAACACUUCACUGAGACGCAAGUCUUUCUCACCAAGAUCUACAAUGAUCUGUGUGCGUGUUGUGGUGAUCACAAGCCUCGGAGCCCAGCCCGAAGUAAAUCGACUUCGACGUCGUCUAUCGGCCCAUCACCUCGUCCGGUCAAUCUUUACGAGGGCCUGGCAGUCGAAGAAGUCGAAGAUGAUGACGGACCAAGCCCCAAGGGGAAAGGGUCUUCAAGGCAGUCCCAGCCAAUCUCACCGCCAUCCUCGGCAGGGGAGAACCAGGAUCUCGAUAUCUGUCUUGCCGACGACGACCUGGGUAACGCCAUGGAACUGGCAGCUGCCGCACAGCAAAUCUACGAUAUCUCGUGGUCUGUCGAACAAUAUUGGCGCCUUGCUGGGGAGGGUACGCUCUCGCCGAUAGUUGCAUCUUUCAUCACCAAUUUUGCUUUGGCACUGCAGCGCCAGGUCGUGGACGGGUUGCUCCGACACAACGAAGACUUUAGCUUGGCCGACCUCCGUCAGAUGUGUUCUUCCAAGCGUGCAGCUGGUCAAAGCGAAGACGGAACUGAAGCGACCACCCGCACCACUCAAGCCCUGCUGGACCGACUGCAGCACAUUGAGCAAAGCCUAUCAGAUGCUUCAAACGGGAAAUUAAUUGUGCCCACGAUAUCCUGCGCCAAGUGUGGUCACAAAGAGGCCCAAGAAUCCCAGUGGCGGUUCAUCGUGGACGAUAAAGGGAGCCGGAACCUCUCGCCAGCCAUGAUCGAGAAGCUUGUCUACUUUUUGGGCACCAGACCAACAGAAAGCGAGGUGAUCAAGAGCGGGACGCCAGUCUAUUGGGAUGUGUGCUGCACCAUUUCGAAUCAGAAGAAUAAUGCACAGUCUUGGUCGGCCGUCCUGGGAUUGGAUCUGAUGAUCCAAAGCACGAAAAGCUAUGUUCGAUGCCUCCCACGGCCACAAAUGCUUUCACAAAGUCGUGUCGUCUCCUUGAGGCUUGCACACCAAGCUCGCUUUCAUAUCACCACCAUCCUGAAGAACAAAUCCGCUUUUCCCUGCAGAUGCCCUCACACUCUUGCCUGUCACCUCCAUGAUCUGGAGACCGAGCUGCAUCGAUAUGCCAGCUUCAAUUGCUGGGACCUCCUUUUCCAAUCACCAUGGGUCGCGGGCAACCAUGCCCUCGAGAUGGUCGAUCUAUUCCACUACUACGGGACACACCUGCUCAGGUAUCGACAUUACAUCGGCGCGGUGCUGCAUUGUUACAACGUUCUCAGGCACCUGGGCGGGCUGGAGGAAAUCCCGAUUCUGAAGAAUCUCUGCAUUCAAGUUUGCGACAUCAUGUUUCCCGGCAACAAGGCGCCCAAGUCGAAUUUUCGCGCUUGCUGGGCGAGGCACGUGGGUGCCAGGUUGAAAUUUGACCAGGGCCACAAGAACCGGCACGACAACUGGUGUUUGGCGAUUCCGCCUCACGCGGCGAAGGCUGCAGCCGGGUUCGAUAUUCCCACGCACCACCACAAACACAUGUCCGGCUGCGUGUUGUUCCGCUACAAGCACCAGAAAUACCACGUCAGCGACGCUCAGAUGAAGGUGCUUGAUUUUCCUCUUCUCCGGGCCCUGCAAGAUGACCAUGACAACCGAGCGACCAAUGGAAUGUGCAAGACCGACCUGGACAUCAUUGACGCAGCCGGCCACAAUUCCAAGCUGUUGCCGAUUGCCUUUGCCGCACACCGUUUAAUCAGCACGGGCACCACCGGACUCCUUCCCAUGGCGCGGGUGAACCUCUUUGCCCUGUUUGAGCGAUGUCUCAACGUGGUCUCACAGAUUUCGGACAAGAUGCAUUCCGACAAGGAGGCGGAAAAGGGGAUCCACUGCAUCUGUUUCUGCAGUGAGAUUUUGGGCGCGGCCGAUCGUAUUGUCAAGGGCAGACGAAUGGGGAAGCUCGAGGCAUGGAGUGAGAGUGAACGCAAGCUGAUUGGGGACACCAAAGAAGCCAUUCAAAAGGCAUUUGGCUCUGUGACGGAGGCAGACAUGUUGUGGAGUGUCUAA
Fonsecaea erecta is the source of this 2346-nucleotide messenger RNA. RefSeq lists its product as hypothetical. NCBI's taxonomy places the organism in Eukaryota, Fungi, Ascomycota, Eurotiomycetes, Chaetothyriales, Herpotrichiellaceae. The coding region runs from base 1 to 2346 and encodes 781 amino acids. The transcript is spliced from 3 exons. The record is from RefSeq and is a predicted model, not a curated record.